This is a messenger RNA of Menidia menidia (Atlantic silverside), 3222 nucleotides long. Lineage: Eukaryota; Metazoa; Chordata; Actinopteri; Atheriniformes; Atherinopsidae. The record is from the annotation of a GenBank genome assembly.
ACCACAGCUUCUGGUGACAUCCACGUUACGAUGAGGUGAAACGGUUAUUUUCGUCCCAGCGUUUGUAUCUAGCAACCAUACGCUGAGGAACGAGACGUCACUCCAUCUUAUUUAACGCCGUGUUUCAGACGUACAUGGUGGCAAUAGCCCCUGAAAUCACUCCCGGAACGAGGGUUUGAUCUCUCACUUGGUUUUCUUGGAAUUUAUCGCCAUGCUAUCAUCUGUCCCCACCAGGCUAAUAGCUCGAAGGUCGCGGAGCCUGUCACCGUGCAGUCGCGUGCUCCAGACCAGCGUCAACGCUUCCGCAAGCCAAGGCGUCCGCGAGACACCGGCGGAGACCAACCGCAACCCUAUCGUGACCACCUCCCGGGUCUCCAGAAGAGGACUUUUGUCUGAGGAGGCUGCUGCCACCAAGGUAAACCCAUCGGUGCAGUACCAUCACCUCGCCCCAAGAUGGCUGUCCAACCUGGAGAACCGCCGCAGCUCAUGGGCCGCUCUGGCCAGCAGAGGGCGCAACAACAACCAGUACUGGGAGGAGAGCCAGCGGACGGAAGGGGGUGACGGCCGCGGGACAGGGGGAAGAGAAGGCCGCGCAGGUUUGGCCUCGGCCGGCGUCCUGUCCGCCGCAGCGGUGGCUUUCUGCCUGAGGAAAGACUCUGACAGCAAAGGUGAUGCACUUCUGGAAGCGGCAAGGACCAAUAACUCCCAAGAUGUAGCCAGGCUGUUAAAGGAGGGUGUGGAUCCAAAUCAUCGCCAUCGCCUGGGCUGGACUGCUCUCAUGGUGGCUGCUAUGAACAGACAGCACAGUGCCGUGAAGGUUUUACUUGAAGCCGGGGCUGACCCAAAUGCCGGCGACGACUUCAACAAUGUUUAUGACACCUCACGGGAGAAAGGCAUUCACUCACUGGAAGUCCUGGUGUCCAGAGAGGAUGAGUUCAGCAGCAGGCUCAGCAGCCGGGCUGGUUUCCGGGGAUGCACUGCGCUUCACUACGCCACGCUGGCUGAUGAUCCACACGCUGUCCGCAUGCUCCUGGAGGCUGGCGCCAACCCCCUGCAGACCAACGGUUUGGGCCACACUGCCCGGGCCUACGCUAAGGAGGGAGAAGUGGGUGCGGCCCUGCUGGAGUGGGAGGGCAAGUUCAAGGAGUUGCAGGCCCGGCGGGAGGCAGAGGAAAGGAGGAGGUUCCCCCUGGAGAGGAGGCUGAAGGAGCACAUCAUCGGACAGGAGGGGGCCAUCAAUAUGGUGGCUUCAGCCAUCAGGAGGAAGGAGAAUGGUUGGUACGAUGAAGAGCAUCCUCUCGUAUUUCUCUUCCUCGGCUCAUCAGGAAUCGGAAAGACGGAGCUGGCCAAACAGGUGGCGCGCUACAUGCACAAAGACGUUAAAAAGGGUUUCAUCCGGAUGGACAUGUCCGAGUUCCAGGAAAAGCACGAGGUGGCAAAGUUUAUUGGCUCCCCGCCGGGUUACGUGGGGCACGAGGAGGGAGGUCAGCUGACUAAGCUGUUGAAGGCGUGCCCCAACGCCGUCGUCCUGUUUGAUGAAGUGGACAAGGCUCACCCUGAUGUGCUGACCAUCAUGCUGCAGCUGUUCGAUGAGGGGCGCCUUACCGAUGGUAAAGGAAAGACCAUUGAAUGUAAAGAUGCCAUCUUCAUCAUGACCUCGAACGCCGCCAGCGACGAAAUCGCCCAGCACGCUCUGCAGCUGCGGCAGGAAGCCGAGGAGGUCAGCCGCAGGAAGCUGGCCGACAAGCUGGGUGAGACAAACGCCCAGGUCCACGAGCAGCCCUACCUGUGGGGGCUCUCGUACUCACCGUCAUGUUUGGUUCUCCCUGCAGAGGAUGUCCAGAAAAGUGGCGACGUCACGAUCUCCCAGCAGUUCAAGGAGUCGGUGAUCCGGCCCAUUCUGAAGGCUCAGUUCCGGAGGGAUGAGUUCCUGGGUCGGAUCAAUGAGAUCGUGUACUUCCUGCCGUUCUGUCACUCGGAGCUGCUGCAGCUGGUCAGCAAAGAGCUCAACUUCUGGGCCAAAAAGGCUAAGCAGCGCCAUGACAUCACUCUACAGUGGGAUCGCCCGGUCCUGGACCUACUGGCAGGCGGGUAUAACUUGCAUUAUGGAGCGCGUUCCAUCAAACAUGAGGUUGAGCGGCGGGUGGUCAACCAGCUGGCGGCAGCGUACGAGCAAGAGCUGCUGCCCAAAGGCUGCACCUUACGCCUGACCGUCCAAUCAGAGGGCCAGGAGGAGCGGAGCAUGCCCAGUCUGCGCCUGCAAGUAGUGGGAGAGGACAGUUCAUCAAGAACACUGGACAUCCGCCCGCCGCUCAGCCCCGAUCACUAAUUUAUGACACAGUGCAGAAACAUCAUCAUCCAGUGUCAGGAGGAUGGAUGGUUGUUCCAAUAAAAUUACCUCCAGAGCAACACAUCACCGCCUCUCUGACUCAGUAAACCAUGCAGUAACGACACGCCAAAGUCCCCACAACAUGCUGUAAAAUAACUGCCAGCAGGAUGUUGGAAGAGGUCCAGAAAAAUAGAAAAGAUGCCACUUCAACAACUCUCUGCUCAACUCAUCCUGACCAUCCAACACGUGACUUCCACUCUUAUUCAUCACAUCUCUGCUCUGUGCUCGUGAUCACUGUUACAUAGCGAUAAGUUAAUGUUUACUUUAAAAUGUAGAGAAAAAAAAGCCAAAUUAUUUAUUGUAGAUACUAUAAUAAAUGGCCAUGAAAGGCCUCAGUGAAGGAGAAAAUAUCAUAAAAAAUAACAUGGAAGUGUCUUAUAAAGAAUAUACACAUCCAUUCAGAAUAUUUAAAGAAAAAGAUAGUUUGGUGUUUGUUGGUGUGGCAGCACAUAUCACUAAUAAAUAGAUUGGCACCAGCUGGAUUACACUGAUUGGUAACACUGCCUGCUUAUUUCAUUUUGACAAAGGAAUGUGCUGGAUGCAAAACUCCAAAAGAGGGGAAAACAGCAGUGACUUAGACUCCAUACAUUUGCCUUGCGAAUAGUUUCUGAUGAUGCCUGUGAAUGUAAAGAAGUGUCCUCUGUCCGUCUGUCUGGCUCUGGUGCUGUAACGUGUGUGUCCGCCUCACAUCCAACCCUAAAGAAAACGCGACGCGUUGCAUCAUAAAUGUUUGAACAGCAUGCUGACGAGGCACCCAGCGUAGUGGGGCGACGCUUCUCAUUCUUGUAUCCCAACCUCCACCGUGUAAAUAAAGCUGUCACCACAAACAGUGA